GGGGGAGGUUUUAGCUGGUUUGGGGUCAGUCCUUGGAGCCGUGUUCCCCCCGCAGGAACUGAUGCUUGCAGCAGCGCUCCUCUCCGUUUCCAAGACUGGAACUGAGCUCUGGAAAAACAAAGUGGAGCUUGGAGCAUGUGGCCUGAGGACUGCACUACCAAGCCAGGGGUGGUAACUAAGAAGUGAGCAGGAUGCCCCCAGGCAUUUACUGCCCUAUGGAAUUCUGGUCCAAGGGGGAAAACCAAAACAUCCAGGUGGACUUUCUGCUGCCCACAGGCAUAUAUUUAAACCUCUCUGUGUCCUGCAAUGCCAGCUUGGGCACCAUCAAGCAGGUGGUGUGGAAGCAUGCUCAGUAUGAGCCGCUGUACCAUAUGCUCAGUGAUCCUGAGGCCUAUGUCUUCACGUGCAUCAACCAGACAGCAGAGCAGCAGGAGCUGGAGGAUGAGCAGCGGCGGCUUUGUGACAUCCAACCCUUCCUGCCGGUGCUGCGGCUUGUGGCUCGGGAAGGAGACAGAGUCAAGAAGGUUAUUAACUCCCAGAUCAGCCUGCUCAUUGGGAAAGGUUUGCAUGAGUUUGACUCAGUGCAGGAUCCAGAGGUGAAUGAUUUCCGUGCCAAAAUGUGCCAGUUCUGUGAGGAGAGAGCAGCAAAGCGGCAGCAGCUCAGCUGGGCAGCUUGGAUGGAGUACAACUUCCCCUUGCAGCUGGAGCCCAUGGCCAAAGGCCCUGGCACUGGCCCUUUCCAUAUCCCCACCAAGAACAUUUUUGUCAACGUCAAGUUCCAGUCUGGAGGGGAGAGCUUCACUUUCCAGAUCUCCCCAAAUGAGUUCCCCAUCACAUUAAUGAGCUAUGCUAUCAAGAAGCAGGCUACUGUCUUCCGCCAUGAGACAGUGGAGAAGCCAGAGGACUACACCCUGCAGGUGAAUGGAAAAUGUGAAUACCUCUAUGGGAACUACCCCCUGUACCAGUUCCAGUACAUUCGCAGCUGUCUGCACCGAGGCCUGACGCCCCAUCUGACCAUGGUACACUCCUCCACUAUCAUUGCCAUGAGAGAUGAGCAAACCAACUGUAUCACCAGCCCCCCCAAGACUGCUGCCAAGCCCCCCCCGCUCCCCAAGAAAAAGCCAAACUAUGGUUCUCUGUGGUCCUUGGAGCAGUCGUUCUACAUCCAGCUGGUGCAAGGCAGCAAGGUCAAUGCAGAUGAGGGGAUGAAGCUGGUGGUGCAGGCAGGGCUCUUUCAUGGCAAUGAGAUGCUGUGUAAGACAGUGUCAAGCUCUGAAGUGAAUGUGUGCUCAGAACCCGUGUGGCAGCAGAGGCUGGAUUUUGACAUCAAUAUCUGUGACCUUCCCCGUAUGGCACGGCUCUGCUUUGCCCUCUAUGCUGUCAUUGAGAAGGCAAAGAAGGCACGUUCUACUAAGAAGAAGUCCAAGAAAGCUGACUGCCCUAUUGCCUGGGUGAACGUCAUGCUCUUUGACUAUAAGGACCAGCUGAAAACAGGGGAGUGCUGCUUGCACAUGUGGUCCUCCUUUCCAGAUGAGAAAGGAGAACUUCUGAACCCCAUGGGCACGGUACAAUGCAACCCCAACACGGAAAGUGCAGCAGCCUUGGUCAUCUGCUUCCCCAGCGUAGCAUCGCAUCCUGUGUAUUACCCGUCAUUUGAGCAGCUGCUGGAGCUGGGGAGGAAUGGAGAGCAACCCCGUGGUGCUGCAGCAGAAGAUCCUGAGGAGAAGCUGCAACUGAAGGAGAUCCUGGAGCGGAGGAGCCACACUGAACUAUAUGAGCAUGAGAAAGAUCUGGUGUGGAAGAUGAGGUACGAUAUCCGCGACCAAUACCCACAAGCUUUGGCAAAGCUGCUCAUCAUCACCAAAUGGAACAAGCAUGAAGAUGUUGCUCAGAUGAUAUCCCUGCUUCAGACCUGGCCAGAGCUGCCUGUCCUGAAUGCUUUGGAGCUGCUGGAUUUCAGCUUUCCUGACCGUUAUGUUGGCUCCUUUGCUGUCAACUCAUUAAAGAAGCUGACAGAUCACGAUGUGUUCCAAUACCUGCUACAGCUUGUCCAGGUGCUCAAGUAUGAAUCCUACCUAGACUGUGAAUUAACCAAGUUCCUGCUGGACAGGGCAUUAUCCAAUCGCAAGAUUGGUCACUUCCUCUUCUGGCAUCUGAGGUCAGAAAUGCAUGUUCCUGCAGUUGCCUUGAGGUUUGGCCUGAUCCUGGAAGCAUACUGCAGAGGCAGCACCCACCACAUGAAAAUCCUGAUGAAACAGGGAGAAGCCCUUAACAAGAUGAAAGCUCUGAAUGACUUUGUUAAAGCAAGUUCUCUGAAGGCCACCAAGCCUCAAACCAAGGAGAUGAUGCACGUGUGCAUGAAACAGGAAACUUACCUGGAAGCACUUUCCCACCUCCAGUCCCCCCUGAACCCCAACAUUAUCCUCGCUGAAGUCUGUGUGGAUCAGUGCACCUUUAUGGACUCCAAAAUGAAGCCUUUAUGGAUUGUGUUUAAUAAUGAAGAGACAGGUGGAGGUGGAGUGGGAAUUAUUUUCAAAAAUGGAGAUGAUCUUCGACAGGACAUGCUGACUCUGCAGAUGAUCCAGUUGAUGGACAUCCUGUGGAAGCAGGAGGGCCUGGAUCUGAGGAUGACCCCUUAUGGCUGCCUCUCCACAGGAGACAAGACUGGACUGAUAGAAGUAGUCAUGCAGUCAGACACCAUCGCCAACAUCCAGCUGAACAAGAGCAAUAUGGUGGCCACGGCAGCCUUCAACAAGGAUGCACUGCUGAACUGGCUGAAAUCCAAGAACCCGGGCGAUGCACUGGAACAAGCCAUAGAGGAGUUCACUCUGUCCUGCGCUGGGUACUGCGUGGCAACGUAUGUGCUGGGGAUCGGUGACCGGCACAGUGACAACAUCAUGAUCCGGGAAACAGGACAGCUGUUCCACAUUGAUUUUGGUCACUUUUUGGGGAACUUCAAGACUAAAUUUGGUAUUAACAGAGAACGAGUUCCUUUCAUCUUAACCUACGACUUUGUGCAUGUCAUCCAGCAAGGCAAAACUAACAACAAUGAGAAGUUUGAGAGGUUUAGGGGUUAUUGUGAAAAAGCCUACAUGAUUCUGAGGCGCCAUGGGCUUCUCUUCCUGCACUUGUUUGCACUGAUGAAAGCUGCUGGCCUGCCAGAACUCAGCUGCUCUAAAGACAUUCAGUAUCUAAAGGAUUCCCUAGCUCUUGGGAAAACAGAUGAGGAGGCACUGAAGCACUUCAGACUAAAGUUUAACGAAGCCCUACGGGAGAGCUGGAAAACCAAAGUGAACUGGCUGGCACACAAUGUGUCCAAAAACAACAGACAGUAGAGCAGCAGUGCCAGCCUGCACCCAUGCUCCAAGAGAAUGUAACCCCUGCACUGAGGCCAGCAAUUGCAGGCAGGUUUCUAAAGACUGAUGGAUGUUGAAGAUCCCAGACCUGCGCUCCCCAACAUCAGCCAUUGCUGCAUGACUGAAAACGUGUUGGACUUUCACCAGCCACAUCAUCGUGUCUGCUGUAGGUCUUUGGGGAGAAGGGAGAAACAUGAGGCAAUAAAACCACUGCAUACAGUGAAAGGUAGGUAGAGGUACUGUACACUUCAGAACUCAUUAAGCUUCAAAUACAUCUUCUAAUGGAAGAGUUCAGGCACUUGUAACAUCCUUCUACCGUGUUAAUGUGUAUAUUUGUUUCCUAAAAAAUUAGCUGAACACUGAGAACCUACUAUCCCUGUAGCUCUUAUACUAUAGCCCCUCUUUUCAGAGGCAUUAACUUUCAGUGUACACCAAGGUAGGUCAGCUUAAAUCAUCCCUGAUGCUGACUGGGAGCAAUUGAUUUAUUCUGCAUUGUGACAGUGUAAAAAUGUCCAUGUUGUUGUAUUACCUUCUCUCUGCUACAGAGGCCAAAGUGUUCUGAAACUGAACUGGAACUCACCUAUUGCUGUCAAAAAGCUGAUGCCACCAGCACAGGCUUGUGUUGGCCAAGGGGUUAGGUAUUUUUGUUUGCCUUCCUGUGUUGAGCCUCAGUUCCAGGGUUUCUGCACUGAUUCUGGGUAAGACUGAACUAUCAAGUUGGAAUGUAGUAUUGGUUGCCGCAUGUACCUCCUGUUGGGGUACACUAGAGCUAGUUUGCCAUCUGGUUUUCCAGUAAUACAGGCAUGCAGGUGCUGGCCUACACCUCUAGGAUCCCUGGUAUAUAAUGCUGUAAUUCCAGUGUCAGCUGAGCCAGAUGCUGCCACUCUCUUCCCAAGUUACUUGGCCAGUCUGCUCUCCUGCAUCAGGACAGAGGGUGCUAGAUGAGUGGGUUUAACACUGAACACUUACAGAAAGUUCCAUCACAACAAAUGUUCUCAUCUUCUUACAAAUGUAUUCCCUAUUCUUUCCACACUCUUCCUCCUUUCAACCACAGUUCACAACUCCUUUUAUUAGACUGGCUCUGGGUUCCUCCAGAGAGCAUCCCGUACUGGUACCUAAAUCAGGACAGACUGUCUACACCAGCCUCCUCCUGUUCUCACCCCUGCCUCUGUCUCCUUCCCAAGCAGAGUCUGUCCCAUCUCCCACAAGGUGCUGUAAUCAACCAUGUAUUUCUACUCGUGUCAUAUUUGUCUCCAGCUACUGUCCUCACCUGAGCAGUUCUGAGCACUGGUGUUACACAGGGACAGAUGAAAGGAGCCACUGCUGCCUCACAUGGGUACAGCGAGGGGCAUCAAGCAGGCUGCAGCCUACGGGUCAUGCUGGAAGACAGGUAGAGUAGCUGGUUAAUACCUGCUUCCUUCCUUCCUUCCCUCUCCCAGUUUUCCCCAACAUCAGGUUCCAAUGGAGGUGCUCCAUUCCUCUCUUUUAAGGAAUAGUCUCAUUUUCAGGGAAAGCUGAAGCCUGUUUUAUUUGUACUCCCUUAACCAGGUCGAGCAAUUUCCUUUUACUCACACAACUGUUUGUUUGUUUAAACUCUUAUAUAGGAAAGAAACCCACCAGGCAUUUCAGAGCCUGCUUCUCAAGUGCUAAGAGGUGCAUGCUCUGUCUAAUGAUUGACUACUCCCUCCUGUAAAUCUAGCUUCAUGUCUGGCUUAAAAUUCCCAUAAUAGCAGCAAGUUUAGGACAGAGACCGAACGGGUCUGUUCCCUGCUGUGGAAGAAAUCUGAUUUGAUGCUAUUUCUGCAUCCAGCACACAGCUGCAACUCCUGACUUUCAGCCCUUUUUAAUGCUUUAAAUUAGGUACCCCUGUACUGUAAAAGACAAGGUCAAGUACCUGAGCUGUGCAGCUGAUGAAGAGCAAGUGAACACUGCCUUAAAGUAACUUUUACCUUAAGGAGAAACAAAUAGUAGUAAUGCUAGAAUUGGUCAGUGAAUGCAAUAUGAAACCCCUUUAACAAACCCCUUCCUCAUUACCUUUACAUACAGGUACCAGCAGAUUCCCACAGUGUUACAGUUUCUUUCCAUAACAACCUAAUGCUAUGAAGUCCAUUCUGUACUGGUCUGUAUAUAUUAAUAUAAACCAGGCUGCACCUCAAAGCACCCCUUACACACAGCUCAUUUGAAAGCUCUAACCCUUGGAGCUCCUGUUUUUCUGCACCUUUCAAAUGAUGCCAUUUGUCACAGGGACAUGGCCAGGACAUUUCAACACCCAACAGUAUGUACCCUUCCAAGUGAUCUAAGUUACUUACAGCCACAUUCUGUAACAGUUCUUAGCAUACUGUUUAACAGUAGGUACCAAGGUAUGGCUGCAGUAAAUAACUGGGUUUGCUGCACUUGUGUUUCAGACCCCACUUUAUUAGCUAGAACCAAGGUAGCUUCCCAUCUCCCUGUGACUAUGCAUUUGAGCCUAACACUAGGAAAACAGCAGUGGGUAAAUGUGUACCAACUGUCUGGCAGGAAACACAGCAUUUACUUAGAAGUAUACAGUACAAAACUGAGCUGGCAACAAAUUAUGAGGGGAAGCUAUCAAUCAGAUCUAUUAUUUGUUUGUAGCUGGUUUUGAGUAGUAUCAUUUUCUUUCCCUGUGCCAGAUUAUAGGGGCUCAGAGGGUGCUGGGUGAUGUAAGUUAAAUCAGGAGUAGGAAGAUGCUUCUAUCUCUUAAAGACAAUCCAUUAUCAAAUGCAGAAGUUUCCAUCCAUCCAGCAGUCUGGUGCUGCUGUGCACACUGGCCUUUUUAAAAGCCAGGUUUGUGGGGACCCAAACUUAACAGAAUAGAAAAUUACAAUUUGCCACAGUUAUGGAAUAAAGGAAGGUUUGUGGGAUCCUCCUGAAGGACUAAAUUACAAAUGCAAAAAGGAAAAAACAAGCCCAAACACUCAGGCCCUAAUGGGAAGUGUGAUACUAGAAAAUACUGCAGGAUUUAGAGCUCUUGCCAUGCUGAGCAGUGAGAGAACAGCACAGCACCUGCCUGAAUCACUGCUCCCUCAGCAGGGAGGUGACCUCCUCCUCAUGUUCCCCC
Melopsittacus undulatus (budgerigar) is the source of this 6435-nucleotide messenger RNA. It is a transcript of the gene PIK3CD, whose product is annotated as phosphatidylinositol-4,5-bisphosphate 3-kinase catalytic subunit delta. The coding region runs from base 192 to 3335 and encodes 1047 amino acids. Gene Ontology annotation, cellular component: plasma membrane; phosphatidylinositol 3-kinase complex; cytoplasm. The transcript has 24 exons. Gene Ontology annotation, molecular function: 1-phosphatidylinositol-4-phosphate 3-kinase activity; 1-phosphatidylinositol-3-kinase activity. The record is from RefSeq and is a predicted model, not a curated record. NCBI's taxonomy places the organism in Eukaryota, Metazoa, Chordata, Aves, Psittaciformes, Psittaculidae. Gene Ontology annotation, biological process: phosphatidylinositol-3-phosphate biosynthetic process; cell migration; phosphatidylinositol-mediated signaling.